Molecule: messenger RNA, 564 nt
Organism: Protopolystoma xenopodis
Lineage: Eukaryota; Metazoa; Platyhelminthes; Monogenea; Polystomatidea; Polystomatidae
Source: the annotation of a GenBank genome assembly
AUGGAUGGUGCGAUACAAGAAUCACACGGACAAGCGCACAACAAGCCGGCCUCCAGCCUGAGCAGGAGCUCGGACGACUCGAAGGUCCUACGAGGCAGAUCGACCAAACCUGGGUCUGUCGCGGACACGAAAAGUAGCUGCUCUUCUCAGAGAAUGCCAUGCUCCGGCCCACCAGCCCAUCUGGUAUUUGGACCGUCCAGCUUGCAUUCUUGUCGUCUUUUGCCUCCACAAUUUGCAGACGGCUUUGUCGGCAUGUGGUCAACAAGAACUGCGUUUGACCCCUCCUCCCCCAUCCACCACCCCCACCCUUUUCUUCUGUCAACUGUAGACAUUUCUGCACAUCGACAUCCAGCACAAAAUGAGACCGUCCCAUCUCUCCGGACGACAGUGUGUUUUGCGCGGCUCCAGUCGCUAAGGGGGAUCAAUAUUCAAGGGUUCAAGCAGUUGUCGUGCCAACACAUCGGCUCCACUGGACAAAGGCGUAUUGGAUCAAUCUUCUGGCGCUCUAAUGGCUCAUUUCGACUCGGACACGAACUUACUCUUCAUCGCAGGACGUGUAUGUGA